This is a messenger RNA of Arabidopsis lyrata subsp. lyrata, 861 nucleotides long. RefSeq names its product rhodanese-like domain-containing protein 10. NCBI's taxonomy places the organism in Eukaryota, Viridiplantae, Streptophyta, Magnoliopsida, Brassicales, Brassicaceae. The transcript is spliced from 3 exons. The record is from RefSeq and is a predicted model, not a curated record. The coding region runs from base 83 to 727 and encodes 214 amino acids. Gene Ontology annotation, cellular component: chloroplast.
AAAGUGAGAAUCCUCAGCAAGCAAAAACUCUAAAGAAGAAUAUAAUUGGUUAAAUUCCUCAGAAAAUCCAAAAGAAUUAGAGAUGACACUUCUUCUUCAUCAACUAAACCAUAUCCACAAGCCACCAGUAGUACUAUACCGACGCCUCCGAAAACCAUACAGAUUACCAGUGAUCUCCGCCGUGUCCGGUAAAGAACUGAUACUUUCCGGCAAGGUCCGGUCGGUGGAGCCGAAAGAAGCCAAGACGGUUGUGGCGUCGGAGGGAUACGUGCUCUUAGACGUGAGGCCGGCUUGGGAAAGAGAAAAGGCACGUGUGAAAGGGUCCUUACACGUGCCCCUGUUCGUGGAGGAUACAGACAAUGGGCCGAUUACGUUGCUGAAGAAAUGGAUUCAUUUGGGAUACAUUGGGCUUUGGACGGGCCAGAGAUUCACCAUGUUCAAUGACGAAUUCACCCUCCGUGUUGUGGAGGCUGUCCCGGACAAAGAGAGUAAAGUGCUCGUCGUGUGCGGUGAAGGACUCAGGUCGUUGGCGGCUGUAUCAAAACUCCACGGAGAAGGGUACAAAAGCUUAGGGUGGUUAGCCGGAGGGUUUAACCGAGUAACCGAGGGAGAUUUUCCAGAGAUAGAAGGGACCGAAGAGCUUCGGUUCGCCACGAUAGGAGGUGUAUCAUUUUAUUUACUCAAACUAAUUGUACUGUUACCGUCUUUUGGCCAGAAGAGUCGUUAAAUUGGUUUUUGAAGCCAAGUGUGGAGAUUCUCCCUCUCUAUAUGUGAGACAUUUUUUUAUUCUUAAAAUUGUGUCCGGUUUGAUGACAAUACGGCGCGGUUCUGGUUUAUUAUUAUUACAGAUGUCUUUCAUUA